Molecule: messenger RNA, 1857 nt
Organism: Condylura cristata (star-nosed mole)
Lineage: Eukaryota; Metazoa; Chordata; Mammalia; Eulipotyphla; Talpidae
Gene: ZAP70
Product: zeta-chain (TCR) associated protein kinase 70kDa
Exons: 12
Coding region: 1-1857 (618 amino acids)
Biological process (GO): cell differentiation; intracellular signal transduction; cell surface receptor protein tyrosine kinase signaling pathway
Cellular component (GO): cytoplasm; extrinsic component of cytoplasmic side of plasma membrane
Molecular function (GO): ATP binding; signaling receptor binding; non-membrane spanning protein tyrosine kinase activity
Source: RefSeq, a predicted model, not a curated record
AUGCCGGACCCCGCUGCGCACCUGCCCUUCUUCUAUGGCAGCAUCUCGCGCGCUGAGGCCGAGGAGCACCUGAAGCUGGCGGGCAUGGCAGACGGGCUCUUCCUGCUGCGCCAGUGCCUGCGCUCGCUGGGCGGCUACGUGCUGUCGCUGGUACACGACGUGCGCUUCCACCACUUCUCCAUCGAGCGCCAGCUCAACGGCACCUAUGCCAUCGCGGGCGGGAAGGCUCACUGCGGCCCAGCCGAGCUCUGCGAGUUCUACUCGCGAGACCCCGACGGGCUGCCCUGCAACCUGCGCAAACCCUGCAACCGGCCGUCGGGGAUGGAGCCGCAGGCUGGCGUCUUUGACAACCUCCGCGACGCCAUGGUUCGCGACUACGUGCGCCAGACCUGGAAGCUGGAGGGUGAGGCCCUGGAACAGGCCAUCAUCAGUCAGGCCCCCCAGGUGGAGAAGCUCAUUGCCACAACCGCCCAUGAGCGGAUGCCCUGGUACCAUAACAGCCUUUCAAGGGAGGAGGCUGAGCGCAAACUUUACUCGGGUUCCCAGACCGACGGCAAGUUCCUGCUGAGGCCCCGAAAGGAACAGGGCACGUAUGCACUGUCCCUGAUCUAUGGGAAAACUGUGUAUCACUACCUGAUCAGCCAGGACAAGGCGGGCAAGUACUGCAUCCCCGAGGGGACUAAAUUUGACACACUCUGGCAGCUGGUAGAGUACCUGAAGCUGAAGGCUGAUGGGCUCGUCUACUGCCUCAGAGAGCCCUGCCCCAAUGCCACUGCCAGCGCCAGCACAGAGGCCGCUGCUCCCACACUCCCAGCCCACCCAUCCACAUUCUCCCACAUUCAGAGACGGAUCGACACCCUCAACUCAGAUGGAUACACGCCUGAGCCAGCACGCCUAGCAUCUGGGAAAGCUCGGCCGAUGCCCAUGGACACCAGCGUGUAUGAGAGCCCCUACAGUGACCCUGAGGAACUCAAGGACAAGAAGCUCUUCCUGAAGCGUGAGAAUCUCCUGAUGGCUGACAUUGAACUUGGCUCCGGCAACUUUGGUUCAGUGCGCCAAGGCGUCUACCGCAUGCGCAAGAAGCAGAUCGACGUGGCUAUCAAGGUAUUGAAACAAAGCACGGAGAAGGCAGACAAGGAUGAGAUGAUGCGUGAGGCACAGAUCAUGCACCAGCUGGACAACCCCUACAUUGUGCGACUUAUCGGCGUCUGCCAGGCCGAGGCUCUCAUGCUGGUCAUGGAGAUGGCAGGCGGUGGACCCCUGCACAAGUUCCUGCUUGGAAAGAAGGAGGAGAUUCCCUUCAGCAAUGUGGCAGAGUUGAUGCACCAGGUUUCCAUGGGGAUGAAGUACCUGGAGGAAAAGAACUUCGUGCACCGUGACCUGGCUGCCCGCAAUGUCUUGCUGGUCAACCGGCACUACGCCAAGAUUAGUGACUUUGGCCUCUCCAAGGCCCUGGGUGCUGAUGACAGCUACUACACUGCCCGCUCAGCAGGGAAGUGGCCACUCAAGUGGUAUGCCCCCGAGUGCAUCAACUUUCGCAAGUUCUCUAGCCGCAGUGACGUCUGGAGCUAUGGAGUCACCAUGUGGGAGGCCUUCUCCUAUGGCCAGAAACCCUACAAGAAGAUGAAGGGACCUGAGGUCAUGGCCUUCAUUGAGCAGGGCAAGAGGAUGGAGUGCCCACCAGAGUGUCCACCCGAAAUGUACGAGCUCAUGAGCGACUGCUGGACCUACAAGUGGGAGGAUCGCCCAGACUUUGUGACCGUGGAGCAGCGCAUACGGACCUACUACUACAGCUUGGCGAGCAAGGUUGAGGGCCCCCCGGGGUGUGGAAAAGGGACUGAGGCUGCUUGUGCCUGA